CGUCCAGUGCCGUUAUAGGACCCACAGGAACAGCAAGUUUAGUGCGUGUUUUUUUUUUCGUAUUUGUCUUUUGUUUUAGUGUAGACAUGGUGAAGCUAAAAAUAGCAACAUGCUUAGCACUGCUUCUCUGCAUCUUUAAAACUGUCCACUCUGUACCAAAUUGCAGUAAUGGUUUCGGUGCAACAGGACCCAACGUCAUUUGUAGUGCAGGAGUUGAAGACUACGUUGUACGGAAAGGCCUGGUCUCGGAUAAUGAUCGUACAACAACCAUAGUUCUAAAAGGAUGCCGAAUUACCAGUAUUGAAGCAGACGCUCUCAACCACCUACCUGCUCUCGAAAAUAUCGACCUCUCUGAAAACUCAUUGCAGGCCUUAACAUCAAUAUUUGAUCAGACACCAAAUCUGCUCAAACUUAAUCUAAGCAACAACAGAAUAGAAAGCUUACAACCUAAUGUUUUUGACGCACUGACAAAAUUAAAAUCCCUGGAUUUAUCAAAUAAUGUAAUUAUGGGAAGAAAUUUAGAAUCUAGAGUAUUCAAAGAGUUACACCACAUCGAGUGUUUAGAUUUUUCUGGAAACUAUAUGACCGGCACGUCUGGAAAUUUGCUUCAAUCAUUACAAACUAUAAAAACGUUAAAAUUAUCGAGGUGCAAUUUGGACGAAGUGCCUCAAUUCACCACACAGCCUUAUUUAACCUCUUUGACGCAACUGACUUUGUCGUCAAACCAUGUUACCAGGCUUCACGACAACUUAUUCAUCAAUUUUGAAAAGCUUGAAACCAUUGAACUAGACGAUAACCUAAUUGAAUUUAUACAUGAGAAUGUAUUUACACCUUUAAAAAACAUUAAAACUGCAACAUAA
Molecule: messenger RNA, 860 nt
Organism: Leguminivora glycinivorella
Lineage: Eukaryota; Metazoa; Arthropoda; Insecta; Lepidoptera; Tortricidae
Product: protein slit-like
Exons: 2
Coding region: 87-860 (257 amino acids)
Cellular component (GO): plasma membrane
Molecular function (GO): protein binding
Source: RefSeq, a predicted model, not a curated record